AUCUGCUCACGCGGGCCAACGGUGGCGAGCAGCGACCUGAGUUCAGUGGUUGCAGACUGCAGUUGUGCUGAAACUGGCAAAGGGGACGUCUGCGACAGGACUCAGUAGUGUGGAACUUACCCCAGCAGAAAGGAGAAAAUCGGGUUCAUUCGCUCCUCUCUUCAUUGAAUCCUGUCAGCAACCCUCCUCCUCUUGCCCAGAAGUUGAAUGAAGCACUUGGAUUUCACCAAUAGAAGAAAAGAAGGGUUGAUUGCAAACAGGACCAUAUUCGGAGCUGAAAUGGAGCAAACAGUUGGUGAGCCAAUGAGAGACCAAGUCACAGGCACACGUUUGACGGAAGACAUUCCAAAAGCCAAGAAGUGCACGGUGAUCGGAGGCUCUGGGUUCCUGGGGCAGCACAUGGUGGAGCAGUUGCUGGCAAGAGGCUACACUGUCAAUGUGUUUGAUAUGCGGCAGGGUUUCGACAGCCCCCGGGUGCAGUUCUUUCUGGGCGACCUCUGCAGCCAACAGGACCUGUACCCAGCUCUGAAAGGUGUAAGCACAGUUUUCCACUGUGCUUCACCCCCACCAUCCAGUAACAACAAGGAACUCUUUUAUAGAGUGAAUUACAUUGGCACCAAGAACGUCAUUGAAACUUGCAAAGAGGCUGGGGUUCAGAAACUCAUUUUAACCAGCAGUGCAAGUGUCAUAUUUGAGGGCGUUGACAUCAAGAAUGGAACUGAGGACCUCCCUUAUGCCAUGAAACCCAUUGACUACUACACAGAGACAAAGAUCUUACAGGAGAGAGAAGUCCUGGGCGCCAAUGAUCCUGAGAGGAAUUUCCUAACCGCAGCCAUCCGCCCCCAUGGCAUUUUCGGCCCAAGAGAUCCCCAGCUGGUCCCCAUCCUCAUCGAGGCAGCCAGGAAAGGCAAGAUGAAGUUCAUGAUUGGAAACGGGGAGAACUUGGUGGACUUCACCUUUGUGGAGAACGUGGUCCAUGGACAUAUUCUGGCUGCAGAGCACCUUUCCCAAGACACAGCCUUGGGUGGCAAGGCUUUCCACAUCACCAAUGAUGAACCCAUCCCUUUCUGGGCAUUCCUGUCCCGCAUCCUGACGGGUCUCAAUUACGACGCCCCCAAGUACCACAUCCCCUACUGGGUGGCCUACUACCUGGCCAUGCUGCUGAACCUCCUGGUGAUGGUGAUCAGUCCUGUCAUCCAGCUCCAGCCCACUUUCACACCGAUGCGGGUUGCGUUGGCUGGCACAUUCCACUACUACAGCUGCGAGAAAGCCAAAAAGGCCAUGGGCUACCGGCCACUGGUCACCAUGGACGAUGCUGUGGAAAGAACUGUGCAGAGCUUUCACCACCUGAGGAAGGUCAAGUGAGGCCUGAGACUCGGCCCUCUUGCCACAUUCCCCCGCCAAUAACUCUCCCCUGUGGAUCAAUAAACUAACCU
Molecule: messenger RNA, 1436 nt
Organism: Molossus molossus (Pallas's mastiff bat)
Lineage: Eukaryota; Metazoa; Chordata; Mammalia; Chiroptera; Molossidae
Gene: NSDHL
Product: NAD(P) dependent steroid dehydrogenase-like
Exons: 9
Coding region: 208-1365 (385 amino acids)
Biological process (GO): steroid biosynthetic process
Molecular function (GO): 3-beta-hydroxy-Delta5-steroid dehydrogenase (NAD+) activity
Source: RefSeq, a predicted model, not a curated record